Molecule: messenger RNA, 1142 nt
Organism: Pogona vitticeps (central bearded dragon)
Lineage: Eukaryota; Metazoa; Chordata; Lepidosauria; Squamata; Agamidae
Source: RefSeq, a predicted model, not a curated record
AUGGCCCCCCUCCCGCACGCGACGCUCUUGCGUGGCGGCCUGCCGCUUGGGGGCCCGUCUUUUCGGGGCUGCGCUCGUUUGGGGCCCUCGCAGCCCCUCCGGGGUCUCCCUCCGAGUCGGUCUCUUUGCUCCGCAGGCGUCGCGGCCAUGAAGCUGAAAAGCCCGCCCGUGAACAGCUUGAGCCUGGACUUCCUCACCGAGUUUUGCAUAAGCCUGGAAAAACUGGAGAAUAACAAGGCCUGCCGAGGUGUCAUCCUGACUUCGGCUGUGCCCCAGAUUUUCUCGGCCGGGCUGGACAUCACCGAGAUGUGCGGCAAGAGUGAAGAGCAUUAUGCAGAGUUCUGGCGGGCGGUGCAAGAGAUGUGGCUGACUCUCUACAGCUCCAGCAUGGUCACCAUUGCGGCGGUCAACGGGUCCAGCCCUGCAGGGGGAUGCUUCAUGGCCAUGUCAUGUGACUACCGGAUCAUGGCCGAGAAUCCCAAGUACAGCAUUGGUCUGAAUGAGACCCAGCUGGGCAUCGUGGCCCCGUUCUGGUUUAAGGACACGAUGCUGAACACGGUCGGCCACCGUUGCACAGAGCGGUCCCUUCAGCUGGGGCUCCUCUACUCUCCCCGAGAGGCCCUCAAGAUCGGCCUCGUCGACGAGUUGGUGCCGGAAGAGAAGAUCCAGAACGUCGCUGGGGAGACCAUGGGCCAGUGGCUGGCGAUUCCAGAUCACGCCCGCCAGCUCUCCAAGUCCUCCCUGCGGAAGCCGACGGUGGACCGCCUGCUGGCGCACCGCGAGGCCGACGUCCAGGACUUUGUGCGCUUCAUCUCCAGGGACUCGAUCCAGAAGUCCCUCCAGGUGUACAUGGGGAUGCUGAAGCGGAGGAAAGCCUGAGGGGAGGACCGGCACACCCACCCACCCACCUACCCACCCUGGGGCCCUGCUGGGCCUGGCCUUCCCACCCUCCUAGAUUUUGUGUGGCGUUCAUGCUGGGCUCGGAGGAUCCCGGAGUUCAGAUCGGGGCCAACGGGGAUGGGGGUGGCUGGGCCAGGGGAGGGAGGGGCCAGGGUGGGCCCCUGCCUGUCUCCUGCUUGUAUCCCUGGGAGAGAAGAAACUUUGCCGACACUGAGCUGUUAAUAAAUGGUUGGAAACGGAGA